AUGAACUAUCACUUGUCUCUUUUGGUUGUCUUCAGUCUUUUUGUGUCUCCAUGCCACAGCGGCUGUGCGGAGGUGGACUCCCUGACCGAGGCUGUGGCGGGAGGAGGAUUUUUGAUGGGCUGCAUUUCCUGUAAAAGAAGAGAGGAGGUCUCUGCCCAAACCACCGUAGACUGGCACUUCAAACCCCUGGGAGAGGAGGAGUUCAGGCAUAUUUUCCACUAUGACCACCCGAGUGCCGAGAUCCUCCAUGAAGAUUUUCAUAACCGUCUGGAGUGGCACGGGACACAAAACCACGAUAUUCAGACUGGAACCAUUUACAUCCACAACGUCACCUUCAAUGACACGGGGACAUUCCGCUGCACCUUCCACCGCACCCUCCUCCUGCCGCUAGCUGAGGAGCACGUCACUGUGACAAAGGAGGUGGAGCUCAGCGUGGUGGCUGUAGCCAAUCGGGAGCUGACAGCGGUGAUCUCAGAGAUAAUGAUGUGUGUGCUGAUCGUGGUUCUGCAGCUGUGGCUCAUUGCGGUUCUGGUCUACUGCUACAAGAAGAUUUCAAAUGAGCACGAGGCUCAAGAGGCCCGUAAAGCUCUCAAGGCUCAGAAGACAGCACUGUUAGAACCUAAAGACAACUGCGACAGGGUGCAGCUGGAAUAACAUCAUGGGUCAGUCAGAUUUACCAACAUUCACAGGCUCUCAAAAAUAUUUGCUUUAGCAAAAUGUAGGAUAAUAUGAUCAGAUUAGGAUGAUAUGACAUACAGUACAUAACCACAUCUCUGUAAUUGUGUUAUUUUUAAUUGUGUAUCCACCAGGUAAAAAGAAAUCUUUGCAAGAUUCAAGCUGAAGGUUGCGUUUAAACGGCCUGGACACGCACACAUGUGCAUGCAACCUGCAUGGUUGACUGGCUGCAAAAGCUGAUGGUUUAAGUGGCAGCAGGCAGGAGAGAAAUCCCUUAGAUGUCAGUGAAACGAGGUAUCUAAGGUGUCAUGCUACUAAAUGCCCGAAGGUUUGUGGAUUUAAAAAAAAGAAAGCAAAAACUGAAGCAGAAUAAAGUAAAUGGGUUUUUUGUGCACUGCGCGUGCUGUGUGGGCAGUUACUUAAGUGUAGAAACUAAUGAACUUCUCAGUGUUAACUUUGACAAUGAGUCACUGUUGAGGAACCACCCUUGUUUUCAGGAUGUUGCCAAAGACAGUUUAGUGCAAAUGCUGUGUAAUGUGUGUUUUCUUUUUAAUACUCAGUGGGAAAAUAAACAACACUGAUCUCUUUACCAAACUACUGCUGUGCCUGCUAAUCUCACUGUGGAAUAGAGUACAAAAAUAUUUAUCUGCAUAUAUCACUAUCACUAAUACUACUCUGUGGUAGGUUUCGGGCAACACACACACACACACACACACACACACACACACACAAUUACAACAGAACAGUGAGUUAAAGGUCAUUUGGGGGUGAUUGUGCUGUAACUCAAUCCAGUCUGAGCUGUGCUGCAGACGGUCCUCUGGUCUGAAAGCAACUUUGUUCUCCUGUGUCAGCACGGCACCAUCCGCACACACUCCUGCUGCAGAAUGUGGGCAUUAGAAAAUUUUAAAUACAUGGGACAAUACUACACCAGUACAGGACACUGAUUUACAGUAUGUCAUGGUACACCACUGCCUCAGUAUACUGAGUUUUUGCCUUUGCCCUGUGACCUCCUCGUUUCAUUAAACGUGUUGACAUGUUGAACAUGCUGCUUUUUUUUUUUGGCAUAAAAGUAUAGAAGGAGGGCACAUUAUGUGACUAAGAGAACGGGGGUUGUACAUAUUUAUCUGAGGUUACCAACUGCUUCUAGUCCUGCUGGAGACAUGACCUGGAAUGAUCACUGAUGCAAAAACAGAUUCCAGAUCCUUGUAAGGUAGGCUUUUCUUUGCUCUGCUCGAAAUCUUAAUGUGGAUAUAAUUCGAACAAAUUAAUUACCAUAUAAUUUAACCUUUACUGUCAUGACACCAAAACUAACUCAGCGCAGCCAAUAUUUUAAGAAUGUGCAUCCAAUUUUAAAGAUCAGGUUUUUUUGGGUGGGAGUCAGAAAACACAUUUCAGGUGUAACUUUAACAUAUGACAAACUAAAAGGGAAUUUAAUACACAUUUGUAAAUUAACUGUGAAAUGGAGUAUCCUGAAAUUGAUUUCUCAGUAUUUCCCUCUCAAGAUUUAUGAUUUAAAGUGAAAACAUGUCAAAUCUUUUAGCACCUGUCGUCAUGUGGAAAUCAGAAACCAUAUUUCUAUUUGUCUGUUGCCUUGUGCUGUGGGUUAGGAGGAAUACAUCAGAUUUUAAUCACACUAAAUAAUACAAUAGUAAAUUAUACUAUACUUUCUGCAGAUAUUAAUCUUUGCCGUACU
This is a messenger RNA of Monopterus albus (swamp eel), 2368 nucleotides long. Its product is annotated as sodium channel subunit beta-1. Bases 1 to 654 code for a protein of 217 amino acids. Lineage: Eukaryota; Metazoa; Chordata; Actinopteri; Synbranchiformes; Synbranchidae. The record is from RefSeq and is a predicted model, not a curated record. Gene Ontology annotation, cellular component: voltage-gated sodium channel complex. Gene Ontology annotation, molecular function: sodium channel inhibitor activity; transmembrane transporter binding. The transcript is spliced from 5 exons. Gene Ontology annotation, biological process: regulation of heart rate by cardiac conduction; cardiac muscle cell action potential involved in contraction; sodium ion transport.